CGGGUUUCAAUUUGAACACACCCGCCUUAAGGAGCCGGAAGUGUGGCGGCGACCGCGGGGGGUCGAGAUCAAAGGAGCUGUGAACGAUGGUGUCGGUGUCGCAAGUUGCUGUGGGGGUGUUGGGUGUUGUCAUUGCAGUGUUCUUCCUCUACCCUCCCCCUCCCUUGUCUCAAAGGCUGUUGUCAUGGAAACAGAGAGGCAAACGAUACCUAUAUAAUGACCUGGAGGUAUUUUAUAUUGAUGAGGCAGGCAGUGGGAAAGGAACCGUUUUCUGUCUACAUGGUUUCCCAACUUCUAGCUAUGACUGGAUCAAGAUUAUGCCGUCCCUGAAGGAUCAGUUUGCUCGUGUUGUCCUUGUGGAUUUUCUAGGCAUGGGCUUCAGUGAGAAACCGGAAGACUACAAUUAUUCCAUAUUUGACCAAGCAGACAUGGUAGAAAAACUGGCAGAAUCCCUGGCCAUAUCCUCCACACACAUCCUGGCGCAUGACAUGGGAGACACAGUAGCACUGGAGCUUGUUGCAAGAUACAAGGAGAGACAAGAGAGAUCAGAGAAGACAGGGCUGGUCCUGACAUCCCUGUGUUUGAGCAAUGGAGGUGAGGAGAGACUCUUCCAAGGGAAAUACUAUCCAAGAGUACUCCAAAAGAUUUUGCUGAUUCCGGUUAUAGGUGAUAUUGCAUCAAGGUUGUCCUUUUUCCACCUCUUCAGAAGAGGAUUUGGAGAUAUAUUUGGUACCAAGCCGACGUAUGAAGAGUUUGAGGAUUUCUACGCUGCUAUCAGAUACCGAGAUGGUAAUACUGUUAUGCCAGGGAUCCUUCAAUAUAUCAAGGAGCGAUCUGACAAUGAAGACAGAUGGGUGUAUGGCAGUCUAAAAGCAGCACCCAUUCCAGUGCUGAUGGUGUAUGGGCCUGCUGACCCAAUCAAUCCCUCCCCGGUAUUUCCAGAUCAUUUCAGGAAAAUUGCACCUCAACACAAGCUGGUUGUUCUAGACAAAAGCAUCGGCCAUUACCCACAGUGGGAGGACCCAGACAAUACAGGAAGGAGUUAUACAGAGUUUAUUAAGGGGCUGAAGCCCAACAAGCCCAAACAUUGAGGGGUUAUAUCAUAAUUCAUUUGAUGGGAAAUAAAAAAGAUCCCCACUUAUAGCAUAAUAGAUGUCAAUGUUAUUGAAAUUGGAUCUUUUAAAAUCACUCCGAUUCAAUACCUCUGUCUGUCAAUAUCAGGCAAUAUUUUGAAAUUAAAAUUAACUGACAUUCUUCUCCAUUGUGAUGACAUGAUGUAAAAGAUAUUUCAUAUCUCAAAAUUACGAAAAUAUAUUUGUCCCUUGCAUUUAUGUAGUAUUUUUGUAUGAAAUAUGUGUAUGAAGAAAGGGAUUAUUCCUUUAGGCCUGAGUGUACACACACUGUAGAAAUAUUCCUUAAAAUGAAAUCUGUUCAACGACCAUGUGUACGAGUGAAACACCUGACUCCAACGAAUGAACAUUUUCGUACUUUUGUUGUCAAAAUCAUGGCCUCAUCAGAGCUGGGAUUUUACCUCUAUAUGGAUAAAUUGAAAGUGAUUCUGUGGCAUCUGAUUGGCUGGACUAGAUAUAUACAUAAGGCCAUUCCCGCUAACGGACUACUUGUUCCCGAUUUGUUGAUAAUUUACUCUAAAGAAAAAUGAAUACCAUACCUGUUGGUUUAUAUAUGAAAAAUUACUCAUGUUCAAGAGAUAUUAGAUUGGUUUGAUGCACAAACGAAAAUACUGGUAUGUUGUGUGAACUGACGCUCAUGAACACAUCACAUGUGACGUCAUAGAUCCGUGACUCGAGAUGCACCAUUUGUCUGGUGCAGGAUUAGCGUGUAAAGUUUGGAAAUCGCGUGCAGCAUAUUGUGCUAAGAAUAAAGACACUCUUUGGUAACACUUGCAUGAUUGUUAAUUUUGUCAUUAAGUGGUACACAUUGGACACAUCUCUUCUUAACAUACAUACUUCUCCAUGUGUUUCUAUGGUUUGGUUUAUCUUUUGGUGGUGAGUAUAGGAUGGGCGGGGCUUGUGUUUCAUUAUUGCAUGGAAUAAUGUAACUAAGUUCGUACUGUUGUUUACAUUUUUAUGCAUGUCAAUGAUUAAUAAGCAGUCUGUGAAGUUAUUAUUGUUGACAUAUUUUGUUUUAGAGAAUUGACUUCAAAGUUUUUGUGUUUAUGGAGAAAAGCGGUUUUGCACAUUAUGUAUAUCCCUGCAUAAACGCAAACAAUAUCCGUACAUUUAUUGUGUCUUCCAGACCAGAAAUAUCAGAUAAAUUCUGAUGUGUCAAGUUAUUUACUUUGUCAUUCCAACUAUACUCUUUUGCGUCGGAUGGGACUUGCAGUUGAUAUUAUUUGCGUCCAUUAUCAUUUCGUUGCAUGUAGCACACAAUAUUUUGUAUCUGAGGCCACCCUGUCUCAGCAUCCAUCAAAGUCCUCCAUCCUUGAUUAUCCAUGAUGUUAUGUCUUCAUUCUAAUAGUAGGGGCGGUCGGGUAGCCUAGUGGUUAAAGCGUUCGCUCGUCACGCCGAAGACCCGGGUUCGAUUCCCGACAUGGGUACAAUGUGUGAAGCUCAUUUCUGGUGUCCCCCGCCGUGAUAUUGCUGGAAUAUUGCUAAAAGCGGCGUAAAACCAUACUCACUCACUCACUCAUUCUAAUAGUUAUAACUACCCCGAACCAAAUCAACUCAACAGCUUUAGUUUCAGCCUGAUAAACAUGGCAUAAAAACUAAUGUCCACUCAAAUUCGAAAUUUUAGUGUACAUUGUAUAUUUAAAUAUUUAUCCUUUCUCACACAAUGCAAAUCUUCUUUCUUCUUCGAUCCUAUGUAGAAACAUGCUUGAACCAUGUUUCCAGCUUCUAAGAUAAAAACAUUCACACCCCAGCAUCUCUAUGGUCACAACCAACAAAUGGGUCAAUCACAUGCUCUCGAGCUUGGUGACCUUCCACACUUUGACCACUUGCCUCUCUCUGCCAACUCGUUCUCUUUCUCAUCGCCACCAUGUGGGGAAGUGUUUCUUGGACCAAGAGAAUAUAUUUACUUAUUAGACUUGAUUUGAUUUCUGCCCGUUUAACAUGGCAUGGUGCUAAAAAUAGACGUCCAAUCAAAUUACUCUCAUGGGCGAGAUGCAAUGGGUCCAGGGUAUAAAAAUAAUAGAACGGGGCUACACUAACUCUUGGAGUACUUGCAAUGAACCACUGGGUAAAAUACUACCCAAAAGAAGUUAAGAAAUACCAAUCCUUUCAUAUUGCUCUUUUAUCUGUCAAGCCAUAUUUGUGUUAACUACGGUAUCGUCAAAGUGAAAAAUGUGGGUGUUCCUGCAUUUUUUUAGUAGCAUAUUUGUUAUGGAUGCAAUGGUUUAAUCAAUGGGAGAUGAACUGACUAAAUCAUUUAUAAGGGACAACAAUGUGUUGUUCAUGCAGUUGAACUUUGUUAUCUCAGGUUAUGAGAUUUGUAAAAUUGUUUUUGAUGAACUCAUCAUGUGAAAAUUGUUUGUAGUGAGUUGAGAAAUUAUUUGUUUGGGAGAAUCCCCAAUGUGUGAUACAAUUAGGAAUGAACGUUAAUUGCUGCUUUAUUCAUUCAUGAGAUUUACAAUGAUUGAUUUUUAUUUUUGACGUUUACAUAAACAAGAAUAAAUCAUUUCCUAUUUUUGCA
Haliotis rufescens (red abalone) is the source of this 3651-nucleotide messenger RNA. Its product is annotated as mesoderm-specific transcript protein-like. The transcript has 12 exons. NCBI's taxonomy places the organism in Eukaryota, Metazoa, Mollusca, Gastropoda, Lepetellida, Haliotidae. Bases 87 to 1091 code for a protein of 334 amino acids. The record is from RefSeq and is a predicted model, not a curated record. Gene Ontology annotation, molecular function: catalytic activity.